AUGCGCCGAGACGCCUCGGCUUCUCCCAGGACGGCAGCAGGGAGCGCCCGUGGAGCUCGAGCGAGGGCCCGCACUCCCACAGUCCCACCCGCCGGGGGGGAAACAUGCCGCACUUCACCGUCGUCCCUGUGGAGGACAACGCUCGCUCCAACUAUGACAGCCUGGAGGGGAUCAACUGGGUGGACUACAGGGACACGGGACAGGACUACCCGGGACACUUGGACACUGUCGGCUCUGAUGGUCAUGGAAACCAUAAAGAAGACAGCCCAUUCCUCAACAGCAAUGAUGCCUCUGCAAAGCAAAAUGACUACUAUGACAGGAACCUGGCUUUGUUUGAGGAGGAACUGGACAUCCGUCCCAAAGUGUCAUCGCUUCUCAGCCGCCUGGUCAACUACACCAACAUCACGCAGGGGGCUAAGGAGCACGAGGAGGCUGAGAGCGCCGAGGGCUCCAGGAGAAAGAUCCCGAAGUCCCCCAGCAUGGGUACACUGAUGGGCGUCUACCUGCCAUGUCUGCAGAACAUCUUCGGCGUCAUCCUCUUCCUCCGCCUCACCUGGAUCGUGGGCACUGCCGGUGUGGUCCAGUCCUUCCUCAUCGUCCUCAUGUGCUGCUCUUGUACGAUGCUCACAGCCAUAUCGAUGAGCGCCAUCGCAACAAACGGCGUUGUCCCCGCUGGUGGAGCGUACUUCAUGAUUUCCCGGUCCCUGGGCCCCGAGUUCGGGGGCGCCGUGGGGCUCUGCUUUUACCUGGGCACCACCUUUGCCGCCGCCAUGUACAUUCUGGGCGCCAUUGAAAUCUUCCUGACCUACAUCAUCCCGGCGGCGGCCAUAUUUCGGCCCUCGGACGCUCACGGCGGCGACAGCGCCAUGCUCAACAACAUGAGGGUCUACGGCACCAUCUGCCUCAGCCUCAUGGCUUUGGUGGUCUUCGUGGGGGUCCGCUACGUCAAUAAGUUCGCCUCCCUCUUCCUGGCGUGCGUCAUAAUAUCCAUCGUGUCCAUUUACGCCGGAGCAAUAAAGUCCAUCUUCCACCCUCCUGAAUUCCCGAUAUGCAUGCUGGGAAAUCGGACCUUGGUCAGGGACAUGUUUGACGUCUGCGGGAAGACUGUAGUGUCGGGCAACACCACGAUUCCCACCAAACUCUGGGAGAACUUCUGCACUUCAGGCAACACCAGUAACCCACAGUGUGACGAGUACUUUGCCCAGAACAACGUGACAGAGAUCCAGGGAAUCCCUGGGUUAGCCAGCGGCAUCAUCAGAGAGAACAUGUGGUCUGCCUACCUGGAGAAGGGGGAGAUCCUGGAGAAAGAGAGCUUGACCUCAGUCGACGUCCGUGGUUCCCUGGAGAACUUGUACAUGUACGUGUCGGCGGACAUCGCCACCUCCUUCACUGUGCUCGUCGGGAUUUUCUUCCCCUCUGCAACCGGUAUCAUGGCUGGGUCCAACCGAUCUGGGGACCUCAAAGAUGCCCAGAAGUCCAUUCCUGUGGGAACCAUUCUGGCCAUCACCACUACAUCCUUAGUUUAUUUCAGCUCUGUGGUGCUGUUCGGAGCAUGUAUUGAAGGGGUCGUUCUUAGAGACAAGUUUGGAGACGCUGUGAGCAAGAACUUGGUGGUGGGGACCCUCUCGUGGCCGUCCCCCUGGGUCAUUGUCAUCGGGUCCUUCUUCUCCACGGUGGGGGCAGGCUUACAGUCCCUGACUGGGGCACCACGCCUCCUACAGGCCAUCGCCAAGGACAACAUCAUUCCUUUCCUACGGGUGUUUGGGCACGGAAAGAGCAACGGAGAGCCGACGUGGGCCCUGCUGCUCACCGCCCUCAUUGCUGAACUGGGCAUCCUCAUCGCUUCCCUAGACAUGGUGGCUCCCAUCCUCUCCAUGUUUUUCCUGAUGUGCUACCUGUUUGUGAACCUGGCGUGCGCGGUUCAAACCCUGCUCCGCACCCCCAACUGGAGGCCCAGGUUUAGAUACUACCACUGGGCUCUCUCCUUCCUGGGGAUGAGUAUGUGCCUUGCACUCAUGUUCAUAUCAUCUUGGUACUACGCCAUCGUGGCCAUGGGCAUUGCUGGCAUGAUCUACAAGUACAUCGAGUACCAGGGUGCGGAGAAGGAGUGGGGGGACGGGAUCCGAGGCCUGUCGCUGAGCGCCGCUCGCUAUGCUCUCCUCCGCCUGGAGGCAGGACCACCGCACACCAAGAACUGGAGACCACAGCUCCUAGUGCUGCUGAAGCUAGACGAGGACCUGCACGUGAAGUACCCCCGCCUGCUCACUUUUGCCUCCCAGCUGAAGGCUGGCAAGGGCCUGACCAUCGUGGGCUCAGUCAUCCAAGGCAAUUAUCUGGAGAGUUACGGGGAGACGCAGGCCGCGGAGCAGGCGAUCAAAAACAUGAUGGAGAUCGAGAAAGUGAAAGGCUUCUGCCAGGUGGUGGUGGCCACCAAGGUGCGCGAAGGCAUCGCUCACCUCAUCCAGUCCUGCGGCCUGGGGGGUAUGAAGCACAACACGGUGGUCAUGGGAUGGCCCUAUGGUUGGAGGCAGAGCGAAGACCCUCGUGCCUGGAAGACCUUCAUCAACACAGUCCGCUGCACCACAGCAGCCCACCUGGCCCUGAUGGUGCCCAAAAAUGUGUCUUUCUACCCGAGCAACCACGAGCGCUUCACAGACGGUCAUAUCGACGUGUGGUGGAUCGUCCACGAUGGCGGCAUGCUCAUGCUGCUCCCUUUCCUCCUCAAGCAACACAAGGUGUGGAAGAAAUGCAAAAUGCGUAUUUUUACUGUCGCGCAAAUGGAUGACAACAGCAUCCAGAUGAAGAAAGACCUCGCCACAUUCCUCUACCAGCUGCGCAUCGAAGCUGAAGUGGAGGUUGUAGAGAUGCAUGACAGUGACAUUUCUGCAUAUACCUAUGAGCGCACACUCAUGAUGGAACAAAGAUCCCAGAUGCUGCGGCAGAUGAGACUGUCCAGUGCGGAGAGAGACAGGGAGGCACAGCUGGUGAAAGACAGGCAUUCCAUGAUCCGCAUGGGUAGCCUUUACUCUGACGAAGAGGAGGAGAUACCAGAGCCGGUGUCAGAGAGGAUCCAGAUGACUUGGACUAAAGAUAAGUAUGAUGGGGACAGGAGGAGGAGAAACAACAUGCCGGAGAACUUCCGUGAACUUAUCAGCAUCAAACCGGACCAGUCCAACGUGCGCCGGAUGCACACUGCAGUGAAGCUGAACGAGGUCAUCGUCAACAAAUCCCAUGACGCCAGACUGGUGCUGCUCAACAUGCCAGGCCCUCCGAAAAAUCCUAACGGGGAUGAGAACUACAUGGAGUUCCUGGAGGUUUUGACCGAAGGAUUGGAACGUGUGCUGCUGGUGCGAGGAGGGGGAAGAGAAGUGAUCACCAUCUAUUCGUGACCCAGCAGCAGCGGCUGCAGGGUAUCCGACUCUUCAUCAUAAACACAUUCCACUCUGGAACACGGUGAGGGGUAUCAACAGUGUUGGCACCAACCAGCAAAUGCACAGUCUUUCAUUUCUAACAACUUCAGCCAUGGAUUUGAAUGAGCACCAAAUAAGGCUUUUGUUUAAACAUGUUGCCUUCCUCCCGCAAUCAUAUCUAUGCUAGGAGAGAGCUGUGAGGGGUACUUAUUAGUCGGGUUUCUUAAUUUUGUGCGAAACACUUGCUUUUAUAUUGGAUCACGCAAGCAUGCGUGUUGCAACCAAGCUAAUUGUUUUCAUUUCCGACGAGAAACAACCAAAACGUGACGAAAAAUGUUUAAGGACCUCAUACGUGGCGUGGAGUUCGGCGCAACGGUCUUCCGUGUCGAGCAUGAAAAGGGUAUUUGUUGCACCGAUUUUUGUGACAAGGAUGCUGGCUGCAUGCGAAGUAGGACGAAACUAUUUUUUACAAUGGGGAGGUAAAGUUUCUAUUUAUUUUCUUAUUUAUUUGCUCAGUGUUGCCCAGUAUCUUUGUGUGAGGGACAGUUUGUUUAUCAGUAAAGAACAGAAAUGCACUGUGUGAAAUGUCAGUUGUUGUUGGCGUUACACCAGAAAAUGAGUCUAUUUGUAGUCUGGGAAAUAUUUCCGAUAAAUGUUAAAGGGGAAAACGGUGUAAGCUAUUAAUGUACAGUAGUUUCAUGGUCAGCUUUACUGUAUAUGUUUUUUUUUCCCUCAUUCAAAUAUGGAAAUUGCACAGGUCACUAACAAAUUCCCAUAAAAACCAAAAUAUUUCAUGUACAAACUCUAUAGAAAGUCUGCACUGUACAAUACAAUGGUAUUUACAUAAAAAAUAAAAAAAAGCAAGUGGAGUAACUUUUCUU
Messenger RNA from Scleropages formosus (Asian bonytongue), 4291 nucleotides. RefSeq names its product solute carrier family 12 member 4 (gene slc12a4). Gene Ontology annotation, cellular component: plasma membrane. The record is from RefSeq and is a predicted model, not a curated record. Gene Ontology annotation, molecular function: potassium:chloride symporter activity. The transcript has 24 exons. Bases 105 to 3389 code for a protein of 1094 amino acids. Gene Ontology annotation, biological process: chloride transmembrane transport; potassium ion import across plasma membrane; chemical synaptic transmission. NCBI's taxonomy places the organism in Eukaryota, Metazoa, Chordata, Actinopteri, Osteoglossiformes, Osteoglossidae.